CGCCGCCAUUGUUGUUGUUGGCCAGUGAGAGGACGUGUUGAAAAUCUCAGCCAAUUAUGUUGUUCCUGGUGUCCCAUGUGUCCGGGCAGCGGCAGACUUGGUGCAUCAGCGAGCCCACGCCCACAGGGGAGGCGCUGCUCGAGGCCCUGAGGCGGAGAGAGGGCAAUGCAUGUGAAGUUGUGCUACAGAGCCACGGCCACAUCAUCGGCCCGUCAUCACCCAUUGACGAUGGAUCAACAGUUGUGGCCACCCUGAGGCUGCCUGGAGGGAAAGGUGGCUUUGGCUCCAUGCUGCGGGCUAUUGGUGCUCAGAUUGAAAAGACCACAAACCGCGAGGCUUGCCGUGACCUUAGUGGGCGUCGGUUGAGGGACAUAAAUGAGGAAAAAAGAUUGAAGGACUUUAUCUCUAAGAAAGCUGAUCGAGAAAGGGAAUUGCAAGAGAAAAAACGACAGAAAUUUAAGAUGCUAGAAGAAUCUCCAAGACACACCUUCCAAGAUGAGUCUUAUUUUCAGCAAAGAGAACGUCGUGAAAAAAAUUUGUAUGAUUCUUUAGACAAAGCUUUUCAAAAAGACCAAGAACCAUCAAGCACCAAAAGAAGCCUAAAAGAGGAACCUGUGGCUAAAGCCAAAAAGGCAAAGUUCAUAGAUGAUCUUGAUGAGUCCAGCAGUGAGGAAGAGGAAGAUAAUGGGGAGAAAGAAGCAGGCAAGGAACAACAGAAAAUUGACAACAGCAAGCCCAACACUAAACAAGAGGAAGAUAAGAAGGCUACCAAGCAGUCUACAGCUUUAGUGACUGAGAAAGACUGUGGAUCAUCAGCCACCAAGAGAAGUAUGGAGGAGGGACCUGUGGCCAGAAUAAAAAAAGGGAGAUUCAUGGAUGACCUUAACGACUCCAGUAGUGAGGAGGAGGAAGAAAAAGACAUGGAGAAGGAAAUAAAGCCACAUGCCUGUGACAAUGGCCACAUCAGCACAGGCAGCAGUAGCAAUCAGAACACCACAAAGCAAGUACAAGAUACAGAAGCAACAAGCACCCCUACAGAUGACAAGCUUCAAGAACAAUGAGAACAUUUUAUACAAUAUCUUUACAGGAAGCAAGACUCAAAUUUUACUGAUAAAAUUUUUUUGACUCAUGGCAAGGAUAUCAUUUUUAAGAUAUCUUUGCUGGAAGUUAAAAAGUUGUUUCAUUGUAUGACAUUAUUGAAAACUAAUAAAAAAUACCUGAAAACAAA
Eriocheir sinensis (Chinese mitten crab) is the source of this 1228-nucleotide messenger RNA. RefSeq names its product replication stress response regulator SDE2-like. The transcript has 10 exons. NCBI's taxonomy places the organism in Eukaryota, Metazoa, Arthropoda, Malacostraca, Decapoda, Varunidae. Bases 57 to 1061 code for a protein of 334 amino acids. Gene Ontology annotation, cellular component: nucleus. The record is from RefSeq and is a predicted model, not a curated record.